Molecule: messenger RNA, 6896 nt
Organism: Dreissena polymorpha
Lineage: Eukaryota; Metazoa; Mollusca; Bivalvia; Myida; Dreissenidae
Product: POU domain, class 6, transcription factor 2-like
Exons: 10
Coding region: 223-1887 (554 amino acids)
Biological process (GO): regulation of transcription by RNA polymerase II
Molecular function (GO): RNA polymerase II cis-regulatory region sequence-specific DNA binding; DNA-binding transcription factor activity, RNA polymerase II-specific
Source: RefSeq, a predicted model, not a curated record
UUUAUUGGAAUUUUGCUGUCAGAAGCCGUCCUCGCAUCUACAAAGGAACAUUUCAGCAGCAUCCUGUGUACAACGGUUACCAAACGACAGAAAAUGAAGUCGCCAUAAUCAUAAAACACAGAAAAACCUUAGUCGGGGAACAGCUAGGCAAAAUAACAAAAAAGACAGCGACUUGCCUUCGGUCCACAGCCACAAGAGUGUCCCAACAUUCAUUAAAUGUAGAUGAUAAUGGACGCUGAUUCAAACGAUGGCACGGUCUCAGAAUCCCUCGAUGGCGAAAGCAAAACGGAUGUUGCCAAACUGGCACACUCUGCGAUCAUUAAGCAGGAUGUUAUGCUCUCAGCGACCACAACCCAGUCACCCCUGGCAAGCCACAGCUCUGUGUUCACAAUACCCUCGGUAUCCAUGGGAGCAGGGGGGAUAAAUCUAUCUGACCACCUGUUCUUGCCCGGCGUUGCUGCCUUUGAUCACACCCACAAUGGGGAUGUGAAGAGUGACCAUGGUUGUAUGUCAUCCCUGUCGAACCCAAGCCAGCUGUUUGGCCAGCCCCAGGUUGCCUCCCCUCCCCAGUUCUUCCUGACAGGCAACACCCUACAGAGCCAGACCGGGGCCUCAGGACAGGUCCCUGUACAGCAGCUCCUCAUACCCGUCUCCACUGGUAAUGGUACUCAGCAGUUCAUCAGUAUUCCUGUAUCCAUGGCCACAGGGGGCAACCAGCAGAUCCAGUUGUUAACCACCUCCAACGGGCAAAUAGUGGCUACCAACCUCGCAAACCUCGCCAAUCUUUCCAACCCUCUGAGUGCUAGUCUCUCAAACUCAGUAAACAACAUGGCCGGUCAUUCCUUGCUCCACAACUCCUCCUCCCAUCAUUCGACCAAUCAAACCCUGACCAACCAGCUUGCAGCAGUGGCGCCCUCGUUGUUAGGGGCCCAGGGACACCUGUUAGCAGGGCUGGGUCAACAGCUGCUGUCACACGUGUCACUCUCCCAGGCAGACUCCCCCUCAGGCCAGGCCUCCAGCCCCGUUUCUAGCCAGGCCCAGGCUAUGCUGCACUCCAUACAGCAGACCCUGUCGGCGGCCAGUGGGGGUCACGGAGGUCACAACGGCCUCACCCUCCAGCCCUCCCUCACCGCACGAUCCAUUGGCCAGACCCUCAACUCAUCUCAGCUUAAGGCACUUGGCGUGAAUACAUCUGCCAAUACUGCACACAUUCUGGGAAAGAUAUCCGAGAUCGGAGCCUCUGGACACACGACUUCCGCCAUAAAUUUGGCCAAUCAGAUUCUUGCUACCAGGGUCACCUCCACCCAGCUCAUUAAUCAUGUGCCAUCUUCACUGGAGGGUCUUAUGCCAAAUACAGUGGGUAACUCGACAGAAAGUACGACAGUGGAUGGGAUCAACCUGGACGAGAUCAAAGAGUUUGCCAAGCAGUUCAAGAUCCGCCGCCUCUCCCUAGGCCUCACACAGACCCAGGUCGGCCAGGCCCUGAGUGCCACAGAGGGGCCAGCAUACUCACAGUCAGCAAUAUGUAGGUUUGAAAAGCUGGACAUUACACCGAAGAGUGCCCAGAAGAUCAAGCCUGUGCUGGAGCGCUGGAUGGCCGAGGCAGAGGAGCGAUACAAGAAUGGCAUGCAGAACCUCACAGAGUUCAUAGGCAGCGAGCCGUCCAAGAAACGCAAGCGGCGCACGUCCUUCACUCCACAGGCGCUCGAGCUGCUGAAUAAGUUCUUUGAGAGGAAUACUCAUCCUUCAGGUGCAGAGAUGACAGAAUUAGCGGACAAGCUAAAUUAUGACCGAGAAGUGAUUCGUGUCUGGUUCUGCAACAAAAGACAGGCCCUAAAAAACACUAUCAAAAAGCUAAAACAGGAAGGCCCUGGUUUGGGCUCCUAGUUUUUUACUACAUGUCACUUGUGGUGCAAAAAAGUGGCACUAAAUAAUUAUCAUUUGGCUUUCUCAUUGUCAUAUAUUCCUUUAAAACUGUCACUAAUUGGGACCAUGUGUCAGGAAGUGUUCCAUGUUUUUACAAAGAAAAAGUAGCAAUUUAUGUACUGGUGCAAUAAUUAUAUUUGAAUUUGUAAGAUGAAAUCUGAUUGGUUGACUAAUGGAAUAUAGCAAAUGUAAAUGUCAAUUGAUUUGCUAUGUCAGUUAUUGUUCAAUGAUUAAAGUCUAGGUUACGAAUAGUUUUAUUUGUGUUAGGAUGUAAAAUAUUCAUGUUCUCCAGUGUUGUUGUGCUUAGUGAUAUUUAGAUUUUUUAAAUGAAGUUGUACAGGUAUUUAUGUUUUAAUUUAUUAAAUUAUUUAUUCGAUAUAAGCAUUUAGUUGGAGAAGAAUGUUAUAUUGUUGUGUGUUUUUAAGUACCAAAUAUGGUUGUGACAUAAUGUUGCACUAGGUAUUCAGCAGACAGCAGCUUGUCAUGAAAUCAUAUCAAUCUUUGUUUAGCUUUGUACAACGUAAAUGCAUGUUUGUGUUAUGACAAAUUCAAUUUUAGCAUUAUAAUUAUGAUUAUUGUUACUAAUGUUGGUGCAAAUUCGAAUAUUAUUAUACGUAUUGUCAAAAGCAAUAUUCAUGACGUUAAAUAUUCACAUAUUUUGUCAAAAAUUUAUACAAUGUUUUGGUUGAUAUGUGUUUAACAAGAACUUAUAACUAUGGUAUUUGUAAUCACAUAGCAAUUCGAAAUGUACUAAAUUGUGACCAAUCAUGUCCACCACAAAUAAAUCUGAUACUGCGUAACCAAUUAUAAAACUCAACUAAAUGCUUUUAGCAUUAAUGGAUUUCAUAUUAUCGUGUUUAUUGUUCAUGUCUGUGUUUGUAAAAGAAAAUGUUUAUCUUUGUUGAUGUAAUCUAAUUAGCUGUUACGGAUCCAUGUAGUCAAUCAUCGUUGUUCUUUAUUCGUUCUGCCAUAAAAUGAAGGAGUUGUAGUAUUUUGUGUUUGUAAAAGUGAACAAUCCUCUGUCCUCAAUUGCUAAUUUGAAUGAUAGGGUUAAACAAAAAUUUAAAAAAAUAUGGAAAUAAAAGUAUGUUUUUAAAAUCAUAUUGUGAAGCAAUAUAUUUAAAUAGUCAAAACUAUCAAAAUGUGUUAUGAAAUAUUGUUUAUAAAGUUUGUAAAAAAAAUUUUAUUUCAGAAUCAUUUAAUGAGUUUUAAGUCACCAUUCCAUUCCAGAUUGUAUACUGAAUAUAACAAUUAUCAAUUACAACAACAUGACUCAAAAUUAUUAUUGGUUAGUAUUGAUUCAAGAAGAUGGAUGUUAUCCUAAAGUAGAUUGAGCUCAGAGGACAGGUGCUUUUUCUGCCAUAAUCAUGUUUGUAUUAUUUUAUGUUAAAUCUCAGCAGAGUUCUGAUCUCAGUCAUUGCGUUUCAUACUCUUUCCAUACUCAGUUGUUUUGUGUUCAUUUCCAAGUCUGUAUCAUUCUCUAGCAAGAUUACCUCUGUCAUUGUUUUGCCAGUAAAACGUCUAGGGUCAUUUAGCAGCAUUUUUAGUCUACUCAAUUUGCAUUUAUUUUUAGGGCUAUGAACUUUGUUCGAAGCAUAAACAGCUUUUGAAAACUUGCUUUACAUAAUAUCUCUCAAUGAAUGCUUUCAACUGGUAAAUUGGGAUUCUUUUGAAAACUUGCUUUACAUAAAAUCUCUCAAUGAAUGCUUUCAACUGGUAAAUUGUGAUUCUUUUGAAAACUUGCUUUACAUAAAAUCUCUCAAUGAAUGCUUUCAACUGGUAAAUUGUGAUUCUCUUUUAUUCCACCAUUUUUUUUAAACAAUAUCCAAUCCAAGUUGUGAUUCUUGUUUCAUGUACAAUGCCUUUAAUUUAUUUUUAUUCAGUUGAAGUUUAACACAUAACAUAUCUGUAAUCAGAGUAUUUAUAUAAUUCUUGUUAUAUAGAUUUAACUGUUUGUUAUUCUUGGUAUCUCAUAUGGGCUGAAUAAGACAGAUUGUGUUGAGCACAAUUUUUUUUAUCUAGCAAUAAAGUGAAAAAAGCUGUAAACCGAUUAUAUGAUUGUUUACUUCAAAUAAUACCAAUCUUUACUUGUAGAUUAGAAGUGAACAGACUUUAUGGAAGAUAUGAAACAGUUCAUUUAGGGAUAGAUUAAGAAAAUUUACCAGUAACACACCCAAUAUGUGUUCAUCAUUUUAUACCAUUGUUAAUGAAGUUGAAUUAUUAGUGUUUGUAAGUAUUGAACAUUAUGAAAACCUUAUGUGCAUUUUUAGUCUGUAUUUUAAUAUAUUGGUUGGUUGGUAAUUUUUGUUAACGUUUUCAUUAUAUAUUUUAAAAUUUUGAUCAAUUUAAGCUUUUAUAACUUUUAAAGGUUUCUUUAUACCUGUUGAGCUAAAAUUUAAAAUAGCUAUUUAAGUUUGUACUUAUCCAUUUAAUACCAUUUACAGUACACAAAUAUAUUUAUUUUGUUUUGGUUACACGAGUAAUUGUGCUCAUUUUCUUUGUUUGAUUUUUGUUUGGUUUUGCUUCACAUGAUCAUCGAUUCGUUAUUUAUUUCUGACAUAACAUGUGUGCCUUCUUAGUUUUUAAGGGCUUGCUGUUUUAAAGCUGCAAAUAAGUGUAGUAUUAAUAAGACCACACAUUUUAUAAGUGAGAACUGUUUUGGCCAUUUUUUUUAGUUUUGGACUUUGUAUUUGAAUAUGUACAAUAUAUCUAGUCAAUAUAGCGGUCAUUUAUUUGUAAGUUUUGUAUAACUGUCAAAUGAUAUGUGCAACAUGUAUUACAUGUAUCACUCAUGCAUCAUUAGAGUCGUGUUCUGAGAAAACUGGGCAUAAUGCAUGUGCGUAAAGUGUCGUCCCAGAUUAGCCUGUGCAGUCCGCACUGGCUAAUCAGGGACAACACUUUCCGCUUUUAUGGUAUUUUUAGUUUCAAGGAAGUCCCUUCUUACCAAAAAUCAAGUUUGGGCGGAAAGUGUCAUCCCUGAUUAGCCUAUGCGGACUGCACAGGCUAAUCUGGGAUGGCACUUUACGCACAUGCAUUAUGCCCAGUUUUCUCAGAACAAGACUCAUUAAUACUUUUAAAGCAAAUUUAUGCAUAUUACUUGUAUACAUUGUUCAGUCAUUUGUUAUGUCCAACUUACGCAUUGAUCAAUGUACAGUCAUACUUUUUCUUAUGUUUUGCAAAUUAACCAAUAAUUAGUUACAUCCCAAAGUAUAGGGUUAAUGUGGAGCUUUUAUAAUAACGUGUUUUCUGUCAUCUAUCAGUGUUUUUGUGCAAAAAAUAUGUAUUUUAACAACAUUUCUCAAAUCCCAUGACAGAUUUUUACAAAACUUCACAGGAAUGAUCUUAAGGUGACCCUCCUUCAAAGUUGUUCAAAUCAUAACAGUCUGUAGCAUAGUUAGUCACCAGAGCUAAAAUAGAUUUUGAUAAAUCAAAACUUCAAUACUCUUCUCAACCAGAAAGGUCAGGGGUUUAACAUUUGGUUUUACGACAUCGUUUGGUGGUUCUCUGCUACGUUUGUUCCAGUCAUGCCCUUGGGGCCAAAAUGGCUAAACCUGAGGGGUCAAAUGAUUUUGUAGACGUAGGUGUAAAAAUAACUUAAAAUCUUCUUCUCUAAAGCAACAAAACUCAGGGGUGUAACAUUUGGCAUAAAACAUCUUAUGACGAUCCUCUACCGGGUGUUUUAAAAUCAUGACCCAGUGGUCAAAAUUAAAAAUUGCUUGAAAUAUUUGUUCUUACUCUAUCUUGGCUAAUUUCUAAAAUGAUUAUGAAAACAUAACAAAAGCUGCUCUGAACAGUUUGGUUUGUUUUGGUCCUUUGUAAGUGGCUAAGGCCUUUCAGGUCCUCUUGUGAACAUGCUUGCUAGAGUAUCAACUAAUUUUUGAAUGAAAAUACGUGUUAAAUACAUGUUUAAAUAUUUUCACCUUAAAUUUGUUGUUUCUGUAAUUGAAAAGUUCCAAGACAAAAAAGCAAUUGAGGCUUGCGAGUUAAAAAAUGGUACUGUUAUGAAUCAUUUUAUAACAUAUGAAUGCCUAUUUAUUAAGUGUAUGCUUUUAGUUGUUACAGAAUAAUCAGUCCAUUUAACUGCUGGAUACUUUUUAUGCCCCCGGAUCGAAUGAUCCGGGGUAUAUUGUUUUUGGCCUGUCUGUCUGUCACUGUAUCUGUCCCAAAAUUUUAACCUUGGUCAAAACUUUUGUAAUAUUGAAGAUAGCAACUUGAUAUUUGGCAUGCAUGUGCAUCUCAUGGAGCUGGACAUUUUGAGUGGUGAAAGGUCAAGGUCAUCCUUCAAGGUCAAAGAUCAAAUAUAUGGCUUCAAAGCAGCGCAGUUGGGGGCAUUGUGUCACAAACACAGCUCUUGUUUGAGUUAAUAUCACUUUAACAGUAUUGCUUGGUAAUUUUUCAGACAAUGUAUUUAGUAAAAAUUAAUAUGGUUUUGUUUAAUUGAAAUAAGAUGAAAUUUUGCCUUUUGUGUCGAUCUUACUUGUAGAAAUAAAAGCAUUAGAAUAAUAAAAUAAUGAAUUAUAAUCUUCGCAAUAGUUACAGUAACAGUAGAUAUUUUUACGUAAGAAAAUGGUUUUCUUGCCAUCUCAUUUCUUCCUAUGACAGUCUCUCUCUCUCUUCACCUGUCGUCACCUCUUACAGUAAGAUGCUUGUUUUAUUUAUGUUUUGUAACCUAAUUUUGCGAUCGAUACUUAACUUAAACUGAUUGCAUCUCAUAUGGAAUAUAAUUUGUAAUUCUGUGUUUGAAAAUUAAGAAUAAAAUAUGCAUAUGUUUUUCAUUAAGUGUUUUGUACUGAAUAUUAUGUAUCAUCUCAUUUUUGACAGAGUGUUGUUUCUUCCAUGUCAUAUAUACAUAUAUGAACAAUUUGUGUUUUAUAUGUGCGUUUUACAUCUUUUUUUUAAAACAAUUUUGUUGAAAUGUGCAAUUAUUAUUUAUAUUGAAUUCCAGUGGAAUAAAACUGUUAAAGUAUAAA